This is a messenger RNA of Tremella mesenterica DSM 1558, 1092 nucleotides long. RefSeq lists its product as uncharacterized. The transcript has 4 exons. The record is from RefSeq and is a predicted model, not a curated record. NCBI's taxonomy places the organism in Eukaryota, Fungi, Basidiomycota, Tremellomycetes, Tremellales, Tremellaceae. The coding region runs from base 1 to 1092 and encodes 363 amino acids.
AUGGCCAUGUCUUCACAACAUCGAGAGAAGGAGCACAGAUCUGAAAAGAACAAAGAGAAGAAGAGAUCAAAGAAUCUCUCUCCCCCUCCAGCGCUGUCAAAAGCUAUCAUCGAAACUUCCGAUGAAGAUGUGGACGACGACGUUGAUGGGAAGGACGGGAGAAGUGAAGAGGAUUCAGAUGUGGAGAGUGAUGAUCUGGAAGGUAUCCAGCCUAGGAGAAAAGCAAACACAAAUGGACUGGAGGCUCCUUCCCGCCCCACUGCUCCAUCAGGGAAAAGAUCUCAACCAUACUCUCCUCCAUCAGGAAUGAUCCCAUUGAACAAGACGACAGAAGUCUCCUCUUCUAUAUUCGAAUGGGACAGACUUUCAAAGAUGCCCGGAGUGGAAUUAUGGGCCAUCAGAGUGCCUUUAGACUUCAAAACAUCUCGUCUUUCUUCCCUUUCUCUCUCUUCCCCCACUUCUACCAGACCUCCAUCCGGUACUCUGAAGACCAAACACACAACAUACAGUUUAGUCACCGCUGGCGACAUUAGACCUUCUUCAACGGCCGUUAAUGCUCAAGGUCGGAAUCCCACUGCCGGACCAGGUUUGGCGGAAGCCAUGUCGAUGGACGUUGAUGGAGAUCUGGAAAAGGACAUGAGGGGAGAAGGAGGGGAAGAAAUGAGUGGUGGAAUGAGAUUAUUGGUACCUCGGGCGAGUGAUGGGAAACUGUUUAUCUCUCCGAUACCUAUAACCCGUCAUCUACUUCUCACUCCUGAUCCUCUCCCACCACCUACUACAGACCCCGCGGUCCCACUCCCUUCUUACCUCUCUACACCCAAUCCCUCUCAACCUCUACAACCGUCUUCCAUCUCAUCGACCCCACUCAACGCCAUCAACGGAGACAAGGAGAUCAAACGAGUCCAACCUCUCCAUCUGUUGAAAUUCCGGAAUCAAGCAUACGGUUUUGAUACACCCGGUCCUAUCUCCUUCACUCCUCCCGAACCCUCACUCGACCCUGAGGAAACCAAGAGCACGCCUAAAAAGGAAAAGGUCAAGAAAAGGAAAAGUGAGAUGACGGACUUGACUACCAAAAAGAAGAUCAAAGUUUGA